AUGAUUACGUACAGUGCUGGAUCCCCUAACAACAGACCUGUCAGCUCUAGUGCUGUGCACUUAUGUAACACUGGCUACACUCUCACUGGAGGGAGUUUCACUGAAGGUACCACCAGGGUCUGUGUGAGUGGAGGGAACUGGUAUGGAUCACCUCCAACUUGUCAUGAACCCACUACCUGCCCUGACUUACCCCCACUAACCAAUGGGAUGAUUACGUACAGUGGUGGAUCUACUAACAACAGACCUCUCGAAUCUGGAGCUACACACAGCUGCAACACUGGCUACACUCUCACUGGAGGUACCACCAGGACUUGUGGGAGUGAUGGAAUGUGGAGUGGGUUAGCUCCAAUUUGUCAGCCUAACUGCCCUGACUUACCUACACUGACCAAUGGGAUGAUUAUGUACAGUGCUGGAUCCACUAACAACAGACCUUUCCUCUCUAACUCUGUGCACUCCUGCAACAUUGGCUACACUCUCACUGGAGGUGCUUUCACUGUACUUACCACAAGAGUCUGUGUGAGUGGAGGAAACUGGGAUGGGUCAGCUCCAACUUGUCAAGGACCCACUACCUGCCCUGACUUACCCCCACUUACCAAUGGAAUGAUUACGUACAGUGGUGGAUCUACUAACAACAGACCUCUCGAAUCUGGAGCUACACACAGCUGCAACACUGGCUACACUCUCAAUGGAGGUACUGUCACCAGGGUCUGUGUGAGUGGAGGGUGGAGUGGGUCAGCUAUAACUUGUCAAGCAGGAACUUGUUUUGAUUUCCCACCACUAAUGAAUGGAGUCAUUGCCUACACUGGUGGACUUACUGACAUCAGACCUAUUAAUACUUUCGCUACCUUCACUUGUGACAAUGGCUACACUCUAACUGGAGAGGGUUUCAGAGUUUGUCAGAAUGGUGGUACCUGGAGUGGAACAGCUCCAACCUGUCAAGUGAACACAGGACCCACUAAACCACCCACCACCUGUCCUGACCUCACUGUACCAGCCAAUGGAAUGAUCAGUUACAAUAUGGGGACUGCUAGUCUGAGAGCAGUAGAAACUGUGGCCACUUACACCUGUGGCACUGGAUACACUCUCAAUGGAGGGAGCACCACCAGGACUUGUGGAAGUGAUGGAGUGUGGAGUGGGUCAGCUCCAACAUGUCAGCUGAUACCCUGUUCUGACUUACCCCCUUUGACCAACGGGAUGAUCACCUAUAGUGCUGGUGAAUCCACUGGCAUCAUACUAGUGGGCAGUACAGCUACUCACUCUUGUGGCAAUAGCUACUUUCUGGUCGGAGAGGCAGUGAGGACUUGUGGGAAUGAUGGAAGGUGGAGUGAAACAGCUCCAGUGUGUCAGAAGCGAACUUGCUUUAAUUUACCACCACUAAUGAAUGGAGUCAUUACCUACACUGAUGGACUUGUUGACAGCAGACCUAUUAACACCAUUGCUACCUUCACUUGUGACAAUGGCUACACUCUCACUGGAGGGAGUUUCAGAGCUUGUCAGAAUGAUGGGACCUGGAGUGGGUCAGCUCCAACCUGUCAAUUACCUCCUGUCUACGUCUCCAUCACCAACUAUGCUGCUAUGAACUCACAGGUUGCCAUAGACACCAUCGGAUAUACCACUGAGACAGCAUUGACUUGCAGAACCGACUCAACUAUUUGCUGUACAGGACAAGAUAAUCCCAAUAGUGCCAAUGGAUUAGGAGAUUGGUUGUUUCCGAAUGGAACAGCUGUCGUACGAACCCAGGACAUUACUGAUUCAGACACUGAUCUACUGUACAGUGUUGGAGAUACAGGUGCACUCAGACUCCAUCGUCGAGGGUCUGUGUCAGGCCCCACUGGCUCCUACUGCUGUGUGAUUCCUGACAACACUGGAGUAGAUGUGACAUUCUGUGUGCAGUUAGCCUCUACUGAUGAGAGCUUUCUCUGUCAGAGUGACAACACUGGUGCUGUGGUGGGAGGAGUGGUGGCCCUGGUAGCAGUGAUUGCAGUGACUGUAGUGAUGGUGACCUACCUAGUGCUCCGGUACAAGAGAGGAGGGAAAAUGACUGUUCCUCAAGAUAUCUCCCUUACUGAGCAGGGUCAAAGUUCAGCCGCUACCUACGAGAUCGUCCCUGCCACUUAUGAGGAGAUCCCAGCCUCCAGAGAGGUCAAAGGUGACUACAGCUACACACAGAACAAUGCCUACUCGACUGUGAAUGGACGGGAGGCUCCUGCUGCUGGAGGAAUACAAUAACUAAACUAUCACACGAUUUAUUAAAUGUCUCGUUUAGUUUGUAUUUUUACUUGAUGCAGAGCAUGUAGAUAUUAUUAAGAUAUAUAUUAUUAUACGUACUUCAUC
Molecule: messenger RNA, 2334 nt
Organism: Halichondria panicea
Lineage: Eukaryota; Metazoa; Porifera; Demospongiae; Suberitida; Halichondriidae
Product: CUB and sushi domain-containing protein 3-like
Exons: 11
Coding region: 1-2229 (742 amino acids)
Source: RefSeq, a predicted model, not a curated record